UAAACAGUCGUUAUUUUUUAGCGACCGUUUAAAACAGUCGUUGAGUUUCUUAUUUUAGAUUUUUAGAUUUUUUUAAUUUAAACGACUGUAUUAAACGGUCGCUGAUGACAAAAAAAAAACGAAGACAAAGUAAAGUUGCCUGUUCUCUCUCCUCAUUCCUCCCUCUCCUUAACCGGUAAACCCUAAUCCUUCAUCUCUCUCCUCUUCAGAUCUGCUCCUUCCUCCUUCCCCCUCCCUCUCAAUCUACCAAAGCAACGGACGCUUAUUGAAGAGAUAGUCAGAUAGAGACUGAGGAGAGAGAAAGUGAAACAAGAAAAAAAAAGAAUCCAAAAAAAGGGUUUCUUCAACUCUCCAUCUCUAAGAAGUAAUGUAAUCCAAAGACCUAGCUUUUUUGAUAUGAUUACAUUACUUUCAUGCUUUUAUGUCUGCAGUGUUAUGCAACAUGGUUUGGUGCAUGCCCUGGUUUGAAAGUACUUGCUCCAUAUUCAGCAGAGGAUGCCCGAGGGUUGCUCAAAGCUGCCAUUAGGGAUCCAGACCCUGUUGUUUUUCUAGAAAAUGAGCUUUUAUAUGGUGAAUCGUUUCCUGUUGCAGAUAAAGUUCUUGACGCUAAUUUCCGCCUUCCAAUUGGGAAAGCAAAGGUAGAACAACAAGGGAAGGAUGUCACAAUCACUGCUUUCUCUAUGAUGGUGGGCAACGCUCUCAAGAUGGAUAUGCUCCAAGUCACACUUCAGAAAGAAGCAACUGAUUCUAUAACUGCAUCCAAGGCAGGAAAAUGGAGAUGCUCUCGUUAGGUUAUACAUACACGAGCCCGUUAUUUAUCUGAUGAUGCAGCAAGCCAUCAAGGGAAGUGGCUUACGAGAGUUGAAUAUAGAAUAUCUGAAGAAAUGUGACUUUGAAGCUUUUGUUGUUAGAGCAUACUUCUUUGUGUUCAUCUUCAAUCUUGCGUCUUCUGAUUUUUAGGGAGUUUUGUGUAAAUUAGUUAUUUAGUUUCCAAAGUACUCUGACCAUUAUUGUGGAAUGGCAAAUUUUUUUCUGUUUACAAUUUUGCUUUGGGAUAUUGAUUUGUUCUUCCAUCCUUUUCUUCUUGGUUGAAAUAAUUUCACUGCGUUGGAUUCUCUAA
Molecule: messenger RNA, 1120 nt
Organism: Beta vulgaris subsp. vulgaris (sugar beet)
Lineage: Eukaryota; Viridiplantae; Streptophyta; Magnoliopsida; Caryophyllales; Amaranthaceae
Product: pyruvate dehydrogenase E1 component subunit beta, mitochondrial-like
Exons: 6
Coding region: 414-791 (125 amino acids)
Biological process (GO): pyruvate decarboxylation to acetyl-CoA
Molecular function (GO): pyruvate dehydrogenase (acetyl-transferring) activity
Source: RefSeq, a predicted model, not a curated record